Momordica charantia (bitter melon) is the source of this 1462-nucleotide messenger RNA. It is a transcript of the gene ARGAH1, whose product is annotated as arginase. The record is from RefSeq and is a predicted model, not a curated record. Gene Ontology annotation, molecular function: agmatinase activity; metal ion binding. NCBI's taxonomy places the organism in Eukaryota, Viridiplantae, Streptophyta, Magnoliopsida, Cucurbitales, Cucurbitaceae.
UCUGUUUCCAACAUUCAUUCGUUCACUCCCACAAAUUCUCAGCUCUCCACCAACUCGCUCCCGACUCGGCUCCGACUCGGUCUCACUCAGUGCCGCCGCCGCUUCAUCAAAAUGUCAGUUUUGGGACGGCGAGGAAUUCAUUAUUUUCAUAAACUGAACUCUGCAAACAUUCCCAAUGCAUUGAUUGAGAAGGGUCAAAAUCGUGUUAUUGAAGCUUCUCUCACACUCAUUCGAGAGAGAGCGAAGCUCAAGGGUGAGCUCGUACGUGCUUUAGGAGGUGCUGUAGCAUCAGCUUCUCUUCUUGGAGUUCCUUUGGGACAUAACUCAUCAUUUCUUCAAGGUCCAGCAUUUGCACCUCCUCGGAUUAGGGAGGCCAUCUGGUGCGGGAGCACAAAUCCAACUACAGAAGAAGGGAAAGAACUAACCGACCCCAGAGUGCUGACUGAUGUUGGUGACGUCCCUGUCCAAGAGAUCAGGGACUGUGGUGUAGAAGAUGAAAGAUUGAUGAAUGUUGUGAGCGAAUCUGUCAAGCUGGUAAUGGAAGAGGAUCCAUUACGCCCAUUGGUUUUGGGAGGCGACCACUCCAUAUCUUACCCUGUUGUCAGAGCUGUCUCUGAGAAGCUUGGGGGUCAAGUUGAUAUUCUUCAUCUAGAUGCCCAUCCUGAUAAUUAUAAUGCUUAUGAAGGAAACUAUUUUUCGCACGCUUCUUCUUUUGCACGAAUCAUGGAAGGUGGUUAUGCCAGGCGACUUUUGCAGGUUGGCAUAAGAUCAAUAUCACAAGAAGGAAGAGACCAGUGCAAAAGAUUUGGAGUGGAGCUGUAUGAAAUGCGAACUUUUUCACGAGAUCGCGAGUAUUUGGAAAAUUUGAAACUCGGAGAGGGCGUAAAGGGUGUUUACGUUUCAAUAGACGUCGAUUCUCUCGAUCCUGCAUUUGCUCCUGGAGUGUCUCAUAUUGAGCCAGGAGGUUUGUCUUUCCGUGAUGUUCUCAACAUCAUCCACAAUCUCAAAGGGGAUAUCGUUGGUGCGGAUGUCGUAGAGUUCAACCCUCAACGAGACACCGUCGACGGGAUGACAGCCAUGGUUGCUGCUAAGCUGGUAAGAGAACUCACAGCUAAGAUAGCAAAGUGAAAAAGCUUAUCUGGUUCAUCCAUUAGGAUUCUUGCUACUGUUGAGUUGAGGGAAAUUUCAGUCACCCAGUAACUAGUGCACUACUGAGUGAUGAACAUUAUAGGGUCUUAUCUUUGUACUCCAGGCAACAUGCUGACCUUUCGUUUAGGGGCCUAAUCUUUAUAUAGGAAGGUUUAGCAUUCAAAAGUUGAUGGAAUCAUUGAAGAACUUGAGAGUAGUAUUUAUAAUUUUGGUCAUUUCAAGCUUUUCUUCUGUGCAAUACAUGUGGAAUACAUUGAAAAUCCUUUUGCUUGAGUUCUUCCCAGUCAGUUCAGGAUCUCUUCUUUUCUUUUAA